CGCGCCGAAUGCUUCAAUCCCAAGAUUCUUCCAGCUAUGCUCUUCCGUUGCCUCGUUCCCGCAGAAGCAACUGCGUUGAUAGUGGGAGAGGAUGGCAUCGCUCGACAGAUAGAAGAAUCCAGCACUUGUAGUGCCUCCAUCUCUGUUUCAGAUGAAGGUGAUACUCCUGGGUUGAGUGAUCGUAUAAUCACGAUCAGGGGUGACCAGAAGCAUGGAGAGGUUGCUUGCAAGAUGAUCAUUGAGCGGCUUUACGCAGCCCAAGAGGUUGCAGCUGGUGACCAGGGCAUUUUCGUUCUGUUGGCACCUGACACAUUUCCAGAAAGUGAAGAUUUGCUGCAAAAAGUCAUGGAUACUUCCGGUGCAGAUGUCCAUUUAGAACUUGAUGCCGUCGCUGGCACGGAUGAUCGCGCCAUUCAAAUCGUCGGCGGCUUUGAUUCUACAGUGGCAGCAGUUUUUCAGUUAGGAGCCUUGAUGGCUUUAAACCAUGGAGAUGAUGGAUUAGACUGUGAAGACGAAGCUCAGCUUGAGGCAACCUACUUUCAGCAAGCGGUGGGAUUUGAAAAUGCUGAUGACCGGCAAAGUGGCUCAACUCCGAAGGGUCCGAAGGGUGAGGAACGUCCAACGUCUCCGAAGGGCGAGGAAAAGAUAGCCUUACCGGAAGCGGUGGAUGCAGAUGCGGUGGACGUGGUGAAUGCAGAGGAUGCGGAGCCAGAGGAAGCGGCCUUGCUGCUGGAGGCUGUUCCUUCAAAAGCACCACCAGACUCACCAGAAGUUUUAGAGACUGAGCCUUUAGAAGAAGGACAACCAGGAGAAGUUGGAGCAGUGGAAGGUGCCGAAGAAAGCCAAGAAAUCGAGUUCUUGGACGGUGAUGAAAUUGAAGAAGUGAAAGCAGUUGCACCAGAUGCCGGGCCUCGUAGAAAGCACAUGUCAGUUCGCUUUGCUGUAUCAGCCGGCGUGGCUGCUUGGGUUGUCGGCAAAAAGGGACAAUCAAUUACCAAUUUGCGCAGUCGCAGCAAGGCCAAGAUCGAGGUGUCAAAUGACGGUUCUGCUUAUAGAGCCAUUGACAUCAAUGCAGAUGAAGAUGCAGUCAUGUUGGCCAUUGAGUUGUUGCUCGAACAGGUGUCAAAGUUGCCAGACGGAUGCCCCGAAUUUGUCAGGAUUGUGUUGCCACCCAACAGUGCUGGAUACAUCAUCGGCAAAGGCGGUGAGACCAUUAAGGAGCUCCGUCGCGUCUCAGGAGCAGAGUUGGAUCUCGACAAAGAUAUGGGGUCGGAAAAACUGCUCAAGAUCCGUGGAUCUCAGAAAGCCAUGACUCAUGCAGCUCAGUUAGUUGCACAACGUGUGGCUGAAGUGACUGGAGAUAGGCAGGCUCGCUCCGAGUUUGAGAAGCUGCAAGCCUUGCUGACAGAGACCGACCACGUGGAAGUUAGUUUGACCAUGUUGAUUUCAGCAGAUGCUGUCAACAAAGUCUCAAGGGCACGACUUUAUGAAGUGGAGCGUUUGACCGGGUCUCACAUUGAAGUCGAUGGCCUUGGAGGUCGAACUUCAGGGUUGCAGCAGCUCCAGAUUAGUGGCACUCGAAAUGGAAAUGCAAUGGCCAUUUUUCAUUUGCAAGAGAUUUUCGCGGAACAUUUGCGAAGCACUGUGAAAGGUCCAGGCCAGGCCAGCCAGGUAGGCCCAGAGCGGAGGAAUGCCCGCAGCAAGAGUGCUCCACGUUCCAAUCGCCCCCAGAAUCGUCCCUCUAGCCGAGGGCCUCAAGUUCGAGCAAGGGGGCGAGGUGUGAGUCGCCAAUGAGCCGUCAAUGUCAAGAAAAAAGCCGAGCGGCCGGAUGCGGCCGGAUGCGGCCUUUGAAGACUGAGAGGUACUAUGAACAAGAUUCCUGAAGUACCAUGAAGUACCCUUUGCCUUGUCUUGUAGAGAUUCCUGAUGGUCCCUUCAUCUCCAUCUUCAGGCGAUGGCAGCCGCAUCCCAGGCAGAGAGCCUGAACCCUGUGA
Messenger RNA from Durusdinium trenchii, 1994 nucleotides. NCBI's taxonomy places the organism in Eukaryota, Dinophyceae, Suessiales, Symbiodiniaceae. The record is from the annotation of a GenBank genome assembly.